GAACGUGUCAUGGCGUCCUCCUUGAAGGGGGUUGGGCUCACUGCUUCUUAAUAUAUUGCGAUAUUUUAUAUUCCUACGGUCAGCCGGGUGUCUCGAACGCAUUUUGAGGACAUCGUUGCACGGGACAAUGGGGACGGUGCACGCAAGGAGUAUGGAUUCGUUCCCCAUGUCUGGGCGGGACCUGGGCGUUCACCCAGAUGAUGUAGACGUGAUGGAGGCGGGGCAAGAAGCUAAGCAGGAGAUUUUAGAAAAUAAAGAUGUUGUUGUUCAACAUGUCAACAUUUCAGGACUAGGCAGAACUAAAGAGGAUUACUUGGGCUAUGAGAUCUCGGAUGUGUUCACGGCCAGGAAUCUGGUGGAAGUGAUGAGGAAAUCCCAUGAGGCCAGACAGAAAUUACUCCAUCUUGGCAUAUUCAAGGAUGUGGAGGUGGUGAUCGACAUCUCAGAAGGAGCAGACGCGCUGCCAAAUGGACUUGAUGUUACAUUUGAUGUGACCGAGCUUAAGCGACUUACCGGAAGCUACAACACUAUGGUCGGAAACAAUGAAGGCAGUAUGGUACUUGGUAUUAAGCUUCCAAACAUGUGUGGCCGAGGAGAGAGACUCACCUUUCAGUUCUCUUACGGGACUAAGGAAACAUCCUAUGGCCUGUCUUUCUUUAAACCACAGCCAGGAUAUUAUGAGCGCAACUUCACGUUGAACUUGUACAAAGUCACGGGCCAGUUUCCGUGGAGCUCACUGAGAGAAACGGACAGGGGGGUUUCUACAGAAUUAAAUUUUCCUCUGUGGAUGACGGACCACACUUUAAAAUGGGAAGGCGUUUGGCGUGAACUCGGGUGUUUGGCCCGCAGUGCAUCAUUUGCCGUGAGGGAAGAGAGCGGCCACACUCUUAAAUCUGCCCUUUCUCACACAAUGGCAAUAGACACCAGGAAUUCUGCCAUCCUGCCCCGAAGAGGCGCCUUACUGCGGAUCAGCCAGGAGCUGGCAGGAUACACGGGUGGCGAUGCCAGCUUUCUCAAGGAGGACUUUGAAGUGCAGUUGAACAAACCUUUUAUCUGGGGUUCUGUAUUAUCUGCUUCUUUGUGGGGAGGGAUGCUCUUUCCUAUUGGGGGUCAACCUACAUCCAUUGCAGACAGGUUCUACCUGGGUGGCCCAACUAGUGUUCGAGGUUUUGGCAUGUACAGUAUAGGCCCCCAGAGUGAAGGUGAUUUUCUGGGUGGCGAAGCGUAUUGGGCUGGUGGGCUACACCUGUACACACAUCUCCCCUUCCGCUCGACCCGGGGUGGCCUAGCUGACCUCUUUAGAACCCACUUCUUCCUUAAUGCUGGAAACCUUUGCAACCUCAACUAUGGCGAGGGACCACGUGCACAUCUACAGAAGCUAGCAGAAUGUAUCCGGUGGUCUUACGGGGCAGGAAUAAUUCUACGACUGGGGAACAUUGCUAGGCUUGAACUAAAUUACUGCAUUCCCAUGGGAGUUCAAAGUGGAGAUAGGAUAUGUGAUGGUGUGCAGUUCGGUGCAGGCAUUCGUUUCCUCUGAUCACCUCUGAUGCAGGGAAUUGUGGGAUAGCUUUUUUGUAAUAUUUCUGAGUGUUGAACACAGGUAAUAGUAAUUCCUGCAUGCGCACUCUGAGAAAUCGCUUUUUUACAUGGAAGGCAAAAGGUUGAAUGAGGUUUCUUUAUUAUUGAUUUUUGCUGCAUACCUCUCAACCUUGAUGUGUUCAGAGUACACAGACGGCCAGUUUGCAUCAGAUGCUGAUACAGCUGUUUGCCGUAUGGGAAACUUUAAAACUAUUAAAAUGUAGGUACUAUAUCAUACGCAUACCGACCCCUUCAAUGUUGUUUAUCAAUGCUGAGAGAUGUACAAUAAAUGCUGUGCUAAGAAAAACAGCAUGUUCUUAGUCCAGACAGUAUUUUUGGAUGUAAUAUAAUAAUCCUUUUUAAAUGAGAAAAUGUAAUGUUUAAAUGAGUUUUGUCAACCCUGAUGCCAAACCUGAUACUGUAAGUGAAUUGAUUGUGACAGACCUGACUAAACCGUCCUUGAGUCAAAAGUUCCUUCAUGCGUCCACCAGCAGUGCUCUUAUUGUUAUUGCCGUUUUUAUUGUCCAGCUUUAUUGUAAUCAAAAAAAUAUUUUGCCUAAUACAUAAGAUUUAUGUAUUUUGAUUGCAUAUAGAAUUUCCAUCCAUUUAGAUUACAUAUUUUUUUAUAACAAAGUAAUAAAGUUAAUCUGAUACAAAUUUGUAAGACAUAUGAAAAUGAAACGAGUAAGAAUAAGUUUUAUGUAAUAAUAUUAAUAAAUAAAACGUGUUUUAAAUUUAUAAGAAACAUGAUCACAUAUUCUUACAUAUUAAACCCAAUUUAAUUCAUAUGCAUCACAUUGAAGUAAUUUUCAUUAAGAAAUCAAAAUCAAUUUGUAUUAAUUUAUUCCUGAAGAUAAAAAGUUAGACCACAUGGUUUCACAUUUUUUCACAAAUUUAUUAAUAGUUAACAACUGUUAAUAAAAAAAUUAUUCUUAAAGGGAGUAAAUACUAUGCAAAUCAGUUGAAUUUUACUUAAAUAUAUUAGGUAGCAAAGUAAACUAUAUGGCUUGGUUCAGAUCUAAAUGUAUACAUUUCAAGAAACCACCAUUAUUGUGAUCAGUGUUCGCUUUAGUUGGGCUCUUGACUCUUAUAUUUUAAUGAUAAGUUUUAUUGUCUGUUGUGACAGUGUGUGAAAAUACAUUUGUUGAGGCAAUGAAAACUAAGAUCAUUGGGAUCAAGUGAUUGGUGACUGUAAUCAUUGUGUCUAUAUGCAAUCAAAAUACAUAAAUCUUAUGUAUUAGGCCAAAUAUUUUUUUUGAGUGGUUCGUUUUGAGUUAGAGGGCAUGAGUGGUCCUAAGGAAAUAUUUGUGUGACACUAAUUUAAAAGAAAUGUUUUAGACACUCUUAUAACUUCUUCGUGAAAAUAAUUGAAAUAAAAAAAU
Triplophysa rosa is the source of this 2960-nucleotide messenger RNA. It is a transcript of the gene samm50l, whose product is annotated as sorting and assembly machinery component 50 homolog, like. Lineage: Eukaryota; Metazoa; Chordata; Actinopteri; Cypriniformes; Nemacheilidae. The coding region runs from base 128 to 1537 and encodes 469 amino acids. Gene Ontology annotation, cellular component: outer membrane; SAM complex. The transcript has 15 exons. Gene Ontology annotation, biological process: protein insertion into mitochondrial outer membrane; mitochondrial respiratory chain complex assembly. The record is from RefSeq and is a predicted model, not a curated record.